Messenger RNA from Onychostoma macrolepis, 1573 nucleotides. RefSeq names its product dual specificity protein phosphatase 13-like. Gene Ontology annotation, molecular function: MAP kinase phosphatase activity; protein tyrosine/serine/threonine phosphatase activity. Gene Ontology annotation, biological process: protein dephosphorylation; negative regulation of MAPK cascade. The coding region runs from base 624 to 1178 and encodes 184 amino acids. Gene Ontology annotation, cellular component: cytoplasm. The transcript is spliced from 3 exons. Lineage: Eukaryota; Metazoa; Chordata; Actinopteri; Cypriniformes; Cyprinidae. The record is from RefSeq and is a predicted model, not a curated record.
UUUUACCAGCUUCAGCAGAUUUUUGAGUUUGCUCAACUUAUUAUAAUUUUUUUUUACAGUGUUCACUCAAUUUCUUAAACUGGCAUUACCAACGGUUUAGAAUAAUAUUUCUAAUAUUUAAAAAAAAAAUUCACUCAAUAAUAAUUUGCCCAAAAAAGAAAAUUCAGUCAUUAUUUACUCACCCUCAUAUCAUUACAAACUUGUGUAAACGGUAAAUUUUCUUAAUUUCUGUAUGCAUACAGUUUAUAAUGUGUGUUAAUCUACAAAAAGUUAUUGUACUGAGCAGAGCUGCAUCAGUUUCUGAAUCUGAAUGCAAAAGAUUUCAGAAGAUUAUCAGUGAAUAAUGACUUAAAUAUGUUAUGCCUUUUUGGAGUUUGACAGAUGUUCUCAUUAUAAACUAUGAAGGAAAACAUAACAGAAAGGGUGUACAGAUCAGAUGUGUGGAGUGUGUGUACAUGUGUGUGUACAUCAUGUCUCCGUGAGUAAGACUAUCUGCACUCUGAAGCACUAAAUUGGGUAACAGCUGUUGUGUGAGAUCAGUGCGAGAGCCACGAGUCCGGAGCGCCAGAUCAUUAUAAACACGCUCUCUUCAUCUAUUUGGCGGGUAAUUCUGGAAAGAAGCGAUGGCCCGUAAAUAUAGCAGGAAAGAGUAUCUGUCAGUCAAGGACCUGGAGAAAGUUUUGGACUCGUGUAAGUUAAACUUGCAUCAAAUCGAUGAGGUCUGGCCAAACCUGUACAUCGGGAACGUAGGAAUAGCACAGAACCGAAGCGCCCUGCAGAAACUCGGCAUCACUCACAUUCUGAACGCCGCUCACUCCAAGAGAGGAAGCAUCGGGGACCAAAACUACUACGGCACUAGUUUUGUGUACUGCGGGAUCCCCGCUGAAGACUCCACACACUUCGAUUUGGACGUUUACUUCAAACCGGCAGCAGAUUUCAUUCACAAAGCUCUCAACACUGCUGACGGAAAAGUUCUGGUGCACUGCAUCAUGGGAAUGAGCCGCUCCUCGUCGCUGGUGCUGGCGUACCUGAUGCUCUAUCAUGACAUGCCUCUGCACACGGCCUUACGGCGCGUCGUCCAGAAACGGGCCAUCUAUCCCAACAGGAACUUCCUGGCUCUGCUGCUGGACCUGGACCUGCAGAGGAAGAAGAAACACAGACGAUGUGUCCUGCUCUGAGCAAACAGCUACGGGACUGAUCACGUGAUGAACGAUCGUAACCAGGCCACAUGCGACAAGUGCUUUGAUUCUUCACACUGAAAGCGAAAACAUAAAUGUAAUCAAUAUGUGAUGCUUACAGUAACGUGGAGCUGGAAUUUGGACCAAUGAGAUCGGAUUGUGGGCGGAGCUUAAUAAUAAUUAAUUACAUUUAUAUAGCGCUUUUCUGCUUUUUCUAAGCACUCAAAGCGCUCUACAAUGUCAGGGGGAUCUCCUCAUCCACCACUAGCUUAUGCAAAAGAAAAAGUUAUUUUCUUUUCUUAAAGGGAUAGUUUACCAAAAAAUGACAAUUUGCUGAAUAUGUCCUCACUCUCAGGUCAUCCAAGAUUAGGAUGAGUUUGUUUCUUCAUCAGAUU